Heterocephalus glaber (naked mole-rat) is the source of this 2424-nucleotide messenger RNA. RefSeq names its product solute carrier family 18 member A2 (gene Slc18a2). NCBI's taxonomy places the organism in Eukaryota, Metazoa, Chordata, Mammalia, Rodentia, Bathyergidae. Gene Ontology annotation, molecular function: xenobiotic transmembrane transporter activity; serotonin:sodium:chloride symporter activity. Gene Ontology annotation, biological process: xenobiotic transport; aminergic neurotransmitter loading into synaptic vesicle; transmembrane transport. The record is from RefSeq and is a predicted model, not a curated record. Gene Ontology annotation, cellular component: terminal bouton; synaptic vesicle membrane.
GCUGGGGCGGAGGCUGCGAGCGGGGCGCGCGGACCGACGGAGCCCUCGGCGGUCCGGGCGAGGCGCGAGCGCAGGACCCGGCAGGCAGGACCCGCAGGAGACCCGAGCCGCGCCCGAGCCCGAGCCAUGGCCCUGGGCGAGCUGGCGCUGCUCCGCCGGCUGCACGAGAGCCGCCACUCGCGGAAGCUCAUCCUGUUCAUCGUGUUCCUCGCGCUGCUGCUGGACAACAUGCUGCUCACCGUCGUGGUUCCCAUCAUCCCCAGUUACUUGUACAGCAUUGAACACGAGAGAAAUGCUACUGAGACCCAGACCACCCGGCCAGUGUUCACACCCUCCACCUCGGGACGCUUCCACAGUAUCUUCUCCUACUAUGACAACUCCACCAUGGUCACGGGGAACACCACGGGAGGCCUUUCGGGGGGGCAGCUGCAUAAGGCCAUCACCACACAGCACAUGGUGACCAACAUGUCUGCCGGCCCUUCCGACUGUCCCAGUGAAGAUAAAGACCUCCUGAAUGAGAACGUGCAGGUUGGCCUGCUGUUUGCCUCCAAAGCCACCGUCCAGCUCAUCACCAACCCUUUCAUAGGACUGCUGACCAACAGAAUCGGCUAUCCGAUGCCCAUGUUUGCGGGAUUCUGCAUCAUGUUUAUUUCAACAGUUAUGUUCGCCUUUUCCAGCAGCUAUGCCUUCCUGCUAAUCGCUAGGUCCCUGCAGGGCAUCGGCUCUUCCUGCUCAUCUGUAGCUGGGAUGGGCAUGCUUGCCAGUGUGUACACAGAUGACGAAGAGAGAGGCAAUGCCAUGGGGAUCGCCUUGGGAGGCCUGGCCAUGGGGGUCCUAGUGGGCCCCCCCUUUGGGAGUGUGCUCUACGAAUUUGUGGGGAAGACGGCUCCUUUCCUGGUGCUGGCAGCCCUGGUGCUCUUGGAUGGAGUGAUUCAACUCUUCGUGCUCCAGCCAUCCCGGGUGCAGCCAGAGAGUCAGAAGGGGACGCCCCUAACCACUCUGCUGAAGGACCCCUACAUCCUCAUUGCUGCAGGCUCUAUCUGCUUUGCGAACAUGGGAAUCGCCAUGCUGGAGCCAGCCCUGCCCAUCUGGAUGAUGGAGACCAUGUGUUCCCGGAAGUGGCAGCUGGGCAUUGCUUUCUUGCCGGCAAGCAUCUCUUAUCUCAUUGGAACCAAUAUUUUUGGGAUACUUGCACACAAAAUGGGGAGGUGGCUUUGUGCUCUUCUAGGAAUGAUAAUUGUUGGAGUCAGCAUUUUAUGUAUUCCUUUUGCAAAGAACAUUUAUGGUCUCAUCGCACCCAACUUUGGAGUUGGUUUUGCAAUUGGUCCUUCAGCUGGAGGUGCUAUUGCAAAGGCAAUUGGCUUUCCAUGGCUCAUGACAAUUAUCGGGAUCAUUGAUAUUCUUUUUGCUCCACUUUGUCUUUUUCUUCGAAGUCCACCCGCCAAGGAAGAAAAAAUGGCUAUUCUAAUGGAUCACAACUGUCCCAUGAAAACAAAAAUGUACACUCAGAAUAAUACCCAGUCAUAUCCAAUAGGAGAUGAUGAAGAAUCUGAAAGUGACUGAGACCCUCAAAAAUCAUCAAAGUGUUUAAUUGUGUAAAAGUGUUUCCAGUGAAAUGACUCAUUCGGAGCUGUCUUAGUCAUACCAUCCAUCCCUGGCAAAAGAGUGCAACAACCAAAGGUUAUUAUUUCUUUUCCAUGGUUAUGAUUGACUGCCAACAGCCUUAUAAAGAAAAAGAAGCUUUUCUAGGGGUUUGUAUAGUGUUGAAAACUUUAUUUUAUGUGUUUGAUUUUAUUAAAUAUCAUACAAUAUAUUUUGAAGAAAUAGGUAUAUUGUAAAUCUAUAAAUAUUUGAAUCCAAAUCAAAUAUAAUUUUUUAACUUACAUUCACAAACACUUGGACAAAAAUAUAUUUUUUUCUGAAUACUGGUAAUGAGUGAUAAAGCACACAUUAUCUGUCUCUUCCAACAAGAAACUAGAAAGAAAUCUGAAAAACAGAAUCACAUAAGACAGCACGUUAUGUAGCGACACUGCAUGUCAUUUAACUUGUACUUACUAUCAAUAUAUUUAUGAGUUAAAAGCAAGUUAUCUCAAGUGCAGAGGACAAAAACACAAGUCAGUCAUCUUUUGGAUUUGUCCACAGAUAUUCACUGGCAUCAGUUUUCUAUGUAAUCACCUACCUGGAAAGGGAUAGUGGUAAAUUACAUGUUUACAGGUCAUAUGUUUGGCAGCAACAGGAGGAAAACAGUAAAUGUUGCAAAAGCAGAGUAAAGUACCAAAUGUAUAGAUAUGAAAAGCUUUCCCUCUAGGAUGCACAUCCGAUCAUCUUACUGGAUGAAAAUAGUAUAUAUAUCUUACACUGUCAAGGUUAAGGGUGGUAAAGGUUACCUACACGUAGUUCAAGUUUUAGGAAAAAAGUUUACAA